UGUUUGGCCCACUUCCUUUAUAAACAUCUCUUAUUCCUCUUCUUCUUCUCCAUAAACUUCUUAAUGGAGAAUUAUUCAAUGUUCUUCCCUUGUGCAUCGACUCUUCCACAAUCUUCUUCUUUCUCAUCAAAGACAGCAAGUUCUUCUAGUGUUCCUAAUGAUCUUUACAAUAAGAAUCCCACUGGUUUCUUGGGGUUAAGUAUGGAGAUGCAUCUUCCAACAUCAUCAGAGGUCAAACAUGUUUCUAACAGUAGUGCAAACUUUGUGGUGUCUGGAAAUGAAGAAAAUUUGGGUAAGAAGAAGGGUGAGAAGAAAAUUAGGAAGCCCAGAUUUGCUUUUCAAACAAGGACCCAAGUUGAUAUACUUGACGAUGGUUAUCGGUGGAGAAAAUAUGGUCAAAAAGCUGUGAAAAACAACAAAUUUCCAAGAAGCUACUAUCGGUGUACUCAUAAAGGGUGCAAUGUGAAGAAGCAAGUUCAACGGCAGUCCAAAGAUGAAUGUGUUGUAGUAACGACUUAUGAAGGGGUUCACACACAUCCGAUAGAGAAGCCUUCUGAUAAUUUCGAACAAAUCUUGAGUCAGAUGCAUAUUUAUCCUCACCCUUUUAAUUAAGAAUUUUAUUAACGUGUGUCAUUAAUGCAAAUGUUAAGAAAUUUAAAAAGAUUAUAUAUUUUGCGUGAAAAUAUGUGCAAUAAAAAAUGUAUAAUCUUUUUAAGUUAUCGUAAGCUUUUGAAGCAUACAUUAACAAGACCUAUUAAGUAUUUAAGUGUUCAAAUAUACUUAUGAAAAUACGGAUAGUUCUACUAAGGAUAUAAAGAUCUGUUAGUAGUAAUCGAAGGACCAUUUUGCACUUGAAGUCUCCAAUUAU
Camellia sinensis is the source of this 868-nucleotide messenger RNA. RefSeq names its product putative WRKY transcription factor 43. Gene Ontology annotation, biological process: regulation of DNA-templated transcription. The record is from RefSeq and is a predicted model, not a curated record. Gene Ontology annotation, molecular function: sequence-specific DNA binding; DNA-binding transcription factor activity. NCBI's taxonomy places the organism in Eukaryota, Viridiplantae, Streptophyta, Magnoliopsida, Ericales, Theaceae.